Messenger RNA from Diuraphis noxia (Russian wheat aphid), 2013 nucleotides. RefSeq names its product protein FAM98A. Gene Ontology annotation, cellular component: tRNA-splicing ligase complex. NCBI's taxonomy places the organism in Eukaryota, Metazoa, Arthropoda, Insecta, Hemiptera, Aphididae. The record is from RefSeq and is a predicted model, not a curated record.
UUAUUCAUAUAAAAUAUUAUACUCUAAUUGUAUUGAGUAUUAUUUUAAUAUAUUAUUACAUUCUAUAAUCAACGGACGACUAAAUUGAGUUCCGCAAGUUUUAAGAUUUCGUCUCUUCAAUUGAUUGUUCAUUUGCCACUAUUAAUAAGCAAUAACUAAUUACUAUUGGUAGUGCAUAUUUCACUCACAUAUCACUGUGAUUAGUUAUUACUUUUGAAGUACAAACACAAUAAACGUGAUCCGGCUUAUAAGUUAUAAACCUAAUAAUGGAGUCAUUAAUUUUGGAAGAUUUAAAGAAUUUGGGAAAAUCCAUGUCUAUCAAAGAAUUUAAAAAAUCAAUUAAUGGUGGACCAAAAUCUAUCAAGUACACUCAAUUAGUUGAAUGGAUAACAAAGGAAAUCCAGAUACUAUUGGGACUAGAAGAACAUGUAAAUUCUAUAACCUCUGAAGCAGACUCUAGUUCAUUUUUAUUGGAAGUUAGUAGUUUUUUAAAAGAAUCUGGUUGUUCUUAUAACACUCUUAUUACUGGGAACUUUGAAGAUCGUUUAAAUUCAGAUGAAAACAAGUUACUUUUAUUAGAUUACUUGAUUGGUGAGUUAAGAGCAUCUCGAAUAAUAAAUGCUAACACUACUAAUACCAAAAGUAAUAUGCAAGUGACAUUAAUUGAAAGCAAUACAUCUAAAAGUGUUAAAGAGAUUUUAAUGACUUUAAAAUUUCCUAAGCCACCACAAAAUAUUAACACUUCUUCUUUAUUCAACAAAGUUAAUACAAAAUUGCAAGAUCUUCUAAAAACUGUUCCAUCUGCAUUAAUUGGAAAGUCGUUAGUUUGUAGCUCGUAUACUAGUGAACAAUGGAAAUACAUUAAUAAUAGUAUUGAACUUCUUAAUGAAGAAUUUAACAUAAGAAGUAAAAUGUUGUUAACAAGACUUGAUGUAACAGUACAAUCAUUUAAAUGGCCUGAUAGACUAAAAAAUAAAAAACAAAAAUUAGAAGAAAUUUACCAAAAUAAACUAAAUGUAAUAAACAAAUUACCAAAUUUUUGUACAUCUGAUUUUCUAUCAGCUAGAGAUGAUUUAGCAUUUAUUGAAAAAACGUCUAGUACAUUAGCUAUUCAAAAUACAAAUUCAUCAGUUAAUAAGGUUAUGAUUGGUCAAGUACCUGAUAGAGGUGGAAGGCCAAAUGAGCAACAAGCACCACCCCCUGAGAUGCCUAGUUGGCAGCAAAGAACACAAUCACAAGGAGGUAGAGGUAGCCAAUCAAAUAGAGGUAGUCAGUCAAAUAGAGGUGUACAGUUCAAUAGUAGAGGUGGUCAAGGUGGAAACCCACAAAAUAGAGACAACCAAUCAUAUAGAAAAUCUGACGUUGGUAGUUUUCAAGGUGGAUCUAAUGUUUACCAGAUGACUGAUGGAUUUCAAUCAAUCAGUGUCGGCAAUGAAAGCAGAAAUUUUCAUCAAAAUAAUAGACAAGGGCGAGUGCAAGGUGGCUGGAACAAUUAUCAGCCCAGGGAUUUCCAUGGCAAUCAUGAAGGCCAGAAUAGAGCRUAUGAUAAUUACAGUCAAGGGACCAAUCAAAAUAAAGGAUAUGAUAAUAAUAGAUUCCAAGGUACAUCGAAUGAAAGACAAUGGGGCCAAAAUUCUCAGAAUUAUUAUGGAAAUAACCAAAAUCAGUAUGAUGGAAAUAAUAGAGAGUAUAAUAGAUAUGAUUCUGCAGAUUCAAAUAGACGUGGUUACUCCAAAAGAGGUAGAGGUCAUAAUGGGCAAACAUAUUACAAUCAACAGAGAAAUAACUGAACUAAUUGAUUAUUAUCAUAACAUAAUUUAUUUCUAAGUAAUUUUUAAUAAUAUAAUAUAACUGUAAAUAUUUUAUAAUCAUAAAGUUACUUAAUUGUUUAUGAACUAAACUAUUAAUUUAAAGUAUACUACAAUUUGAUAUAUUCAUAAAAAGAAAUCAAAAAUCAAAAGUUUAAUUUCCUUAGAUUUUUUCUUGAUGUAUGUUUACUCUUUAGUCCUACUG